Molecule: messenger RNA, 2076 nt
Organism: Ophidiomyces ophidiicola
Lineage: Eukaryota; Fungi; Ascomycota; Eurotiomycetes; Onygenales; Onygenaceae
Exons: 6
Coding region: 1-2076 (691 amino acids)
Biological process (GO): proteasome-mediated ubiquitin-dependent protein catabolic process
Cellular component (GO): Cul4-RING E3 ubiquitin ligase complex
Molecular function (GO): protein binding
Source: RefSeq, a predicted model, not a curated record
AUGAGCUCGUCUCCUCAUUUUCCAAUUUCAGUGGAGCCUCACUUGGAUUCAGACGUAGGCAGCCAGUCUGACGCUUCGUAUCACCUUGCUCGUGAGCGGUUUAGCGAUAGAUACAACGAGCGAGAAGGGAGCUCACCGGAUGAUGACGAUUUUGAACCCGAGUCCAACUCCUCGGAUGAGUCCGAUAACAACAACAAUCGGUAUCUCGGAGACGACGCUGUCCGCGAGCUCUUUCUAGAGAACCAGGAUGAUAGUGAUGUGCAAAUUGAAUUCACUAUAGAAGACAGCGACCAGGAAGGCGAAGAUGAGCAUACUACUUACACUGGCGCCUCUCGCGUAACCACCGAGCAGCUCUUUCGGCUACUUGGUGCAAGUGGACUACGUCGUAUUCUUCAAACCCAUGGACUAUGGAGAGAACACGCCCCUCAUGACGACAAUAAUGAGGAUGCUUUUGUUUUUGGUUCCUAUGGCUUUAGACGGCGGCCUAGACGAAAGCCUGCUGAAGAUUUAUACCCUAAAAUUCCUAGUGAUGAAGGUGCUGAACUGAUGGCAUCCGGAGCGUUCGGCAGUAACCAUCACUAUGUUGAUAGAAUGAAAAACAGGAGAGCUAGCUUUGCAAUGAAAAUGUUAUCUAGGGAAUUAGCUCUUGGACCUCGAGGUGCAGAGUUAAGGGCCAAUAGAGCCCUUCCACAGGGCCUUAUUCCAAACUCGGUACCGGAUAAAAUUCUUCAUUUUGAUUCGAGGUGUUAUUCAGGUCAAUUUUCUGAAGAUGGAAACUUCUUCUUUUGUUGUGCUCAAGAUUUCAAGGUGCGGAUGUACGAUACAUCUAACCCGUUUGACUGGAAAUACUACAAAUCAGUGGAAUAUCCCUUUGGUAAAUGGACUAUCACAGACGCUUCGUUGAGUCCCGAUAGUAGGUUUUUGGCUUACAGCUCCAUAAACAACGCUGUCUGUCUUGCCGGUACAGAUCCCACGUCAGACGCAGACCCGCAGAUAUUAGAUUUCGCUAAGACCUCACGACAUCGAGAUACUAGCCCUGUAGGCUUGGGCUUCUCUGGAAAUGCCGUAUGGGGUAUAUGGUCAAUCCGGUUUUCAGGGGAUGGCCGAGAAAUCGUCGCUGGGACUUCAGAUCGUUCAGUUGUCGUAUAUGAUAUCGAAACCCAGAACCCUGUCCUACGGCUUCAAAAUCACCAAGACGAUGUCAACGCUGUUUGUUUUGGUGACAAUCUGUCGCCCCACAUCUUAUAUUCUGGAUCGGAUGAUACAACACUCCGGGUUUGGGAUCGCAGAUCAAUGGCAAACGGCCGAGAAGCAGGCAUCUUUAUGGGUCACACUGAAGGACUGACUUAUGUGGAUAGUAAAGGGGAUGGCCGAUAUGUGCUAUCUAACGGAAAGGACCAAAUGAUGAAGCUAUGGGACCUUCGAAAAAUGAUGAGCACUGCACAGUUUGACACCAUACAGCCCAGGAAGUAUUCUACAGGGUUCGACUACAGGUUCAUGACUUUCACCCCCGAAGAUUAUCGACCCCACCCGUAUGACUGCUCAGUGGUCACCUUUCGGGGACAUAGUGUUUUGAAAACACUGAUUCGAUGUCAUUUCUCACCGCCUGGUAGUACCAACUCACGCUACGUUUACACUGGAAGUGAAGAUGGAAAAGUCUACAUCUACAACCUUGAUGCUACAACUGCGGGUACGGUUGAAGUUGCAAAAGCUACUUACCGAACCCGGCCCAUAGAUACCAGUCUACAUGAUGCCGCAUACUAUUUUAGGAGGGGAGAUAUUGAAUGGAAAACUUGCGUUCGAGAUGCGAGCUGGCACCCGAAUGCCCCAAUUCUAGCAGCCACUUCAUGGAACGGGUGGGGUAUGUCUACUGGGACGUGUAGUAUUCAUAGCUGGAAUGACGAUGCUUCAGAAGAUGAGGGCGAUCCACCAGUGGGGCAGAGUUAUGACUCGAACCUAGAAUACGUAGAGGCGUUCAAUCGGUAUACUCAAGUGGCUCGAGAUGGAAGCACUGCUCGCGGACUGAGGAGCCAGCCGGUCCGCCCGCAGGCGGCAGAGUCGGGCAUGGUCUGGUGA